This is a messenger RNA of Marasmius oreades (fairy-ring Marasmius), 336 nucleotides long. RefSeq lists its product as uncharacterized. Lineage: Eukaryota; Fungi; Basidiomycota; Agaricomycetes; Agaricales; Marasmiaceae. Bases 1 to 336 code for a protein of 111 amino acids. The record is from RefSeq and is a predicted model, not a curated record. The transcript is spliced from 6 exons.
AUGAAAUCUGCAUGUAUAAAAGAGGGAUCUUCGACUCGGACAUCCUCAACGCAAUUCUCCAUACCUAUCGACCCCUUCGACAUGUCUAAUUGGUACGAAGACUACACCAUGCCCGUCCGCACCAAUACUGGGCCUGCUUCUAGUUCGUCCGUGAAUAAAAGGUAUCGUGUCCAAUACAACGGUGUGACGCUCGUCGGGGUUUGCACGAGUCAGGUCGAGUCCCGCACUGGUCCCAGAUUGAUCUUAGAGUUCACUGAUGGUAUUACUCAACAUUUCGCGACAGAGUACUGUGUUGCAACUACGGAAUCCUGCACCAACUCUGAGGGAGCUAAGUGA